This is a messenger RNA of Aphanomyces astaci, 3262 nucleotides long. RefSeq lists its product as hypothetical. Bases 24 to 3230 code for a protein of 1068 amino acids. The transcript is spliced from 8 exons. The record is from RefSeq and is a predicted model, not a curated record. Lineage: Eukaryota; Oomycota; Saprolegniomycetes; Saprolegniales; Verrucalvaceae. Gene Ontology annotation, molecular function: zinc ion binding; protein binding.
CCAAAACUGGCGCGAGAUGGAUUAUGUUGGAUGACGACGUCCGCGAGAAUGUAGAACACACCCUUCGACGGAUUGAGCGGCAGCACGCGCGGGCGGAAAAGAAGGAGCAGGAUGCACGCAAGGCAUAUCUUCUGCGAGAAGCAGCCCGGCGUUCCCUUGAACUGCGCCGAUGUUCGGAAAUGGCGGUGGAGGACAAAUGGUCGCAGCUCGCGGCCGUACAGCGUCAGAUCGAGGAGAAGCGCGAGAUGGAGUUGCGACGGAAAGCAGAAGGCGACAAGCUGCUCGUGCUUCUCGCCACAGCGCGCAAAACCGCCAAGUCUGCUGGGGCGGCGCUCUCGACUCCUGGCCUUCGAGGGCUCGAGCGGCUCGCCGAGUUGACAGCGCGGGUGGUGGCCGUGGAGGAGGACAAGGUCGUGAAACAAGCCGAGAUCACGGCCAAGCUGCGAUUACGAUACAACGUCAAGCGCGCUCAACGCAUGAUUGGGAAUUACGCGGAACACCACGCUGUGGACUUGAUGAACGCGGCGAUACUGGGGCGGAAAUGGGAUGCCAUGCUGCAUUUGGUGGCCGUGGGUGGGCUCUCCCCCGACUUUGAAACCGUCGAGGGGGGCUUCACGCCCGUCAUCAUGGCGCUGAGUUGGCGCAAACCGUCUGUGGCGCGGCGUCUGUUGGACGCGGGCGCUUCCAUUGACGUGGAAUCGGCGCACGGGAAGACGGGUCUUCUCGCGGCCAUCCUCGCAGACGACGUCGACGGCGUCCGGCUGUGCAUUGCCCGGGGAGCCGACCUGGCUCGAGAGUCCCCCAAGACGGGGGUCACCCCGCUGCUGUUGGCAGUAGACAAAGGCCGCACCAAGCUCGUUCGCGUGUUGCUGGAAGCCCACGUCGAUCCCAACGCUUUCAACUCGCACGGGAUUUCCCCCCUUAUCCAAGCCACGUUAUCGCAGCAGACGGACGUGACCAAGCUGCUCUUCCACCACGGAGCGACUCUAUCGGCGAGGGGAAAGGACGACCGCACGUGCGUCGAGUGGGCGCGACGGUGCAUAUUCCACGGGUUCGCCGACGCGCUGGAAACUCUGAAUUUUGAAGUGGGGGGAGCACGCGACGAAGAAGACGACCACCGGGAUGUCCUCGAGUCGUCGGUCGAAGACAUUGGGUUGGUCAUUCGACAAGUGGAGCGCGGGGAAAUAAGUCCAAACGCCGAAACCGCCGCGGGAUGGACGCCGUUGCUCGUCGCGUGCGCCCGGGGCGCGCUCAGUCAUGUGCAGACGCUCCUGGCUCUAGGGAGCAUCGCAUGGCACCAGAAUCGGCGCGGACGGACGCCGCUCAUGGCGGCAUGCGAGCGCGGCGCGGCAGACAUGAUGACAUGCCUCGUGAACGCCGGCGCGAGCUUUGCAGUCGUCGACGACAGCGGCGCCGAUGCCUUUCACGCACUCGUCGAGUUUCCAGAGCUCGUCCAGCAGUGGACAGCAGUGCGCAGCCAGUUUCGACCCACGGUUCCGCUGGGGGUACCCACGCGCGCGUCGGGGAUCGGCCGGCCCGCCGUCGCACACGCCGUGCCCAUGCUGCAGACGACAAUACCAGACACCUCGGGCAUCGCGGAAUGGCCCCCCCGUCCUUCCCCCCCUCCAUCCUCCCCGUCAUCGUGCCUCGAGAACCACGACGACAGCCUAAAUGACAUCAUGGAAGACGACACCAACAGACGUACCAAGUGGCAAUUGCAGCGGACCCACUUGCGUCACGAUCGAAUAGCCAAACUCGUGCCGUUCUACGAAGAGCGUGAGAAAAUCUGCCAAGCGCAGCAGAAAGGAAGGAGAUCAGCAGUCAGCGUGCCGCUGCGAGACGCGAACGCUGCCCCCCCGCCUCCAGCGCAACUCUGCGACAACUGUCUGCACGUUCGGGCGACGGCCGUGUGCGUGGAGUGCAUCAUGGCGUUCUGCGACCGGUGUCUCAUGGAAAGACAUUAUGGGCCAACGUACCAUCACCACGUCACAGCGCCGCUGGACAAGGCGGCCGCCGUGGGUGUGCACCUCCGACGACCCGACGGCCCCGAGAUGCACCUACGUGCAAACGUCCAACGCUGUAAAGUCGCCUUGCGGGGGAUUGCCCACACGAUGAAACCAACAAACACCCACCAGUCCAACCAAAAUCCCACGUCGGAUGGAGAAGAAGAAGAUGGCGAUAUUCGAGCAAGGAAGCAGGCCGAGAAACGCCAAGUUGAUGCGAAACGACGUGAUAACAUUAUGGACGUGGACGUCCCGCGGCUAGCGGCUUCAAGAUGCGAGGAACGAGGCGACCGGCUGUUUGCGACACCGUCCGAGCUCUUUCUCGCCCGCAACAUGAUGCAGCGUGAGAAAUACGAUAAGGCGCUGGCGCUGUAUGCCGCCGCCCAUGCUGUCCAAGUGAAUGCGUUCGGGGCGUUGCAUCCCCGCGUGGGACAUACCCUUGUGGAAAUGGCGGCGGCGGCCCAGGCCAACGGAGACAAGGAAGCGUGGACCGAUGGGUUGUUGGGCGCGCUCGAGUGCUUUGAGGUGAAUUAUGCCUGCGACAACGUUGACGUCGUUGCUACCGUUCGGAAAGUUUGCGACAGCUGGGACGCCCGCAAGAAGUAUCGGGAGGCGAUGGCGUUCUGUCGGGUGACGGAGCUGGUGAGGCGCAAAGCGCUAGGGGGGGAUCACCCCUUGACGACGGACGCGCAGGACGCCGCCGCGCGGUUCGCGUGCAAGUGGGAGACGCUGCAAAUGUUCCUCGAGGACCCCGUGGGGCAGCAGCUGGAGGAUCGACACACAAACGCCGCCUACUACGCCGACGCCGCGCUCGGCCGGUUGCCAAGCCAGUUUCACGCCCUGCUGCUGUCUGAUCCAGGCGGGUUGGCGUUGUUCACACCGUUUUGCAACCAACGCAUGCACGGGGCCAACCUGGCGUUCUGGCUCGCUGUGAACGCGUUCAAAGCGAAAUGUCUACAGAAGCACCCGACAUUCCAUCCCCGCGUCGCCGCCAAGGCCAUUUUCAAAGACUUUCUCAAGUCCCAGCAGGUUAAAUGCACAACCGUGGCCAUGCGCAACCGCAUCCGCGCGUCGUUGCGGUCCGACGCAAGCGACCCCGUCGACGUGUUUGAGAGCGCCGAGACCCUCGUGUUCAACUCGCUCUACUCGAGCGUGUUCCUGGCCUUCCUCGACACUCCAGAGGGCACGAGGUGGCAUGCCGACGCACAUGGAAAUAUGCACCGAUAAUAAUGCCAUCAUAACGUAUCAAUUCACACAGG